AGAAAGAAUUGCCUUCAAUAAGCACCUUACCACUUCCCUCCUCUACACUGCAUUUAGCGAAACCGGAACAUGUGCUCCCCCUGACUCUAUUCUACGUAAGGGCAAGUCCCGAUUUAAACUCGAACUCAAAACUACCAUAUAUUCUCUUUAGGAGCAAGGCUUUGCUCGCAAUUUUAUAUCCCGUCUUCCCACUUUAAUUUUUCCGUAUUGUUUUUCACUUUGGCAUGGAAUCAUCGGCAUGUUACCAAUCGCGGUGCAAAAUGCCACCAAGACCUUCCGGUUGACUGCCCGCACUCGAGCUUCGAUAGACCAGGCUCGGGCGCUCGUAAGGCCGCCACAAGUUGCCUCGAGCCUCGUGAACAACGAAUACGCAAGCUUUGGUAGAGCUAGUAGACGGUGGACGCACUCAGCAAAAUGGAGGCCGGUACAGGUUUUGGAUGAAUGGGUAGUCAAAGAAGCUCGACCGAUCAGCCUGCGACAAUUGAUGGUCUUUGGCCGGUCGCUGACCGAGGCGCGGUUGAUCAGCUCUGCGAACUAUGUCCGGACCGAGCUGCCUACGAGAAUCGCCCAUAGAAUUCGCGAUAUGCAACGCCUUCCCUACGUAGUCGUGACGAACCCGCACAUUAGCGAUGUGUACGAGCUCUAUUAUACUGCUUUUGACUCAUUCCGGCGCAUUAAGGAGAUCAAGACGCUCGAGGAUAAUGAGCGCCUAUGUAAGGAAAUAGCUAAGAUGCUUCGCGCCCACUUAACUGUGAUUCCGAAGCUGGCUAUGGGUAUACUUGAAUGUAGUGGGUUGAUGCCCGCCGCCGAGCUCGACCAUUUCAUGAAUACCAUCCUACGCUCUCGAAUAUCCCGUAGAGUCAUCGCAGAGCAGCACCUAGCUCUAACAGAGACCUUCAACGCGGCCUGGUUCUCUCCCGGAGCUAAGCUCUCCGAGUCCGAAUUCAUCGGCGAGGUAUUCAUUAAGUGUAUAGCUAAGGACGUGAUCGAACACUGCGCCAAAGCCGUGCAGGAGCUUGCCCGCUCUGACAACGGCCCCAACACCAAAAUCCCCGAGAUCAAGGUUAAUGGGCACCUCGACGCAUCCUUCCCCUACAUCCUCAGCCACCUCGAGUACAUCAUCGGCGAACUCCUACGCAACUCCGUCGAAGCUGUCAUCGAAAAGCACCAACAAAGCCGAAAUCCGGCCUCUGAUCCCCCUCCCAUCGAAGUCACCGUCUGUGAGGCCCAGCAGCACGUUAUCAUCCGGAUAUCUGAUCAAGGGGGCGGUAUUCCGCGCGACACCCUUCCGUACCUGUGGUCCUUCGGCAAGGGACCCCGGAAGAACCAGCGCCUCGAGAACCUUGGCCAGGUCCCGUUAAUGGCCGCCACGCUACAGGAGCUCAAGGUAAACGACGGCAAGUUGGCCGUGCUGCAGAGCAACGAGCAUACGAACCUGCACGACAGUUCGCUGCACUCGCUGUCUACGCGCCCGCCUAACCUUCGUCUCGGCAUGGGGCUGCCGUUGAGUCGGGUCUACGCCGAAUAUUGGGCAGGAAGCUUGGAACUUCAUAGCCUAGAAGGGUAUGGCGUGGAUGCCUUUCUACAAAUUUCGAAACUGGGAAACAAGAACGAGCAACUGGCUACUAGAGCAGCGAUGGACGCUGUGUAGAUACAUGCACAAUACCAGUUGGUCUAUCAUACGUGGAUUAGAUAACCGCGUCCGUAAAUACGGUGACCUAAGUAGGAUAGUACCUAGUCUAAUGACUGGCACUCUUAAUUAGCUGGGAACGAUUGUCAAUUAAUGUAAUUUCAAGAGUGAAGCGAAUGAAGAAU
Molecule: messenger RNA, 1815 nt
Organism: Annulohypoxylon truncatum
Lineage: Eukaryota; Fungi; Ascomycota; Sordariomycetes; Xylariales; Hypoxylaceae
Product: alpha-ketoacid dehydrogenase kinase
Exons: 3
Coding region: 239-1651 (470 amino acids)
Biological process (GO): regulation of glucose metabolic process; protein phosphorylation
Cellular component (GO): mitochondrion
Molecular function (GO): pyruvate dehydrogenase (acetyl-transferring) kinase activity
Source: RefSeq, a predicted model, not a curated record